Molecule: messenger RNA, 2232 nt
Organism: Rhizophagus irregularis DAOM 181602=DAOM 197198
Lineage: Eukaryota; Fungi; Glomeromycota; Glomeromycetes; Glomerales; Glomeraceae
Biological process (GO): endosomal transport; endocytosis
Cellular component (GO): cytoplasm; plasma membrane
Molecular function (GO): protein binding; GTP binding; calcium ion binding
Source: RefSeq, a predicted model, not a curated record
UAUCUGUCAGCUCAAUUGGAAUGUAGCGAGUAUAACGAGUUGUACCAGCUAUAGUAUUAAUCUAAGUAAUCUAGUAGUAAUUGACAAUGGGUAAUAAAUUUGAAGCGCUCUUGAGUAAAUCAAAUUCAACUUCGCCAACUUCAACUUUCCGUAGUACUUCUUCACAAGCUUUACAAGGGCAGAGUAGUUCUAGUUCUUCCGAUAUUAACGGAGAAUACGCCACUAUAAUUGAGGGCUUAAAAAAAAUAUAUAAUAAUAAAAUCAAACCAUUAGAAACCACUUAUAAUUUUGAAAGUUUUCAUUCGCAACCUUUAACUGAUAGCGAUAUUGAAGCCAAGCCAAUUGUUCUUUUGAUGGGACAAUAUUCAACAGGAAAAACUACAUUCAUUAAAUAUUUAUUAGGAAAAGAAUAUCCUGAAAGUCAUAUUGGCGUAGAACCAACAACGGAUCGUUUUGUAGCCGUUAUGAAUAGCGUUGAAGAUCGAGUUAUUCCAGGUAAUGCUGCAGCUGUAAAUGCUCAAUUACCAUUUCGAGGACUAAAUAAAUUUGGACAAGCAUUUUUGUCCAAGUUUCAGGUUUCACAACUUCCUUCACCUGAGUUGGAAAAUAUGACUAUCAUUGAUACCCCCGGAAUCCUUGCUGGCGAUAAACAACGAAUAGAUCGUGGUUAUGAUUUUACAUCUGUAAUUGAAUACUUUGCAGAGCGAGCGGAUUUGAUAUUGUUACUAUUUGACGCACAUAAAUUAGAUAUUUCGAAUGAAUUUAAAAUGGCGAUUCAUUCAUUAAAAGGACAAGCAGAGAAGGUUAAAGUUUUGCUAAAUAAAGCAGAUAUGGUAGAUGAACAACAAUUAAUGCGGGUAUACGGGGCGCUUAUGUGGUCAUUAGGUAAAGUUGUUCAAACACCCGAAGUAAUGCGAGUGUAUCUGUGUUCAUUUUGGUCCGAAAAGCCUCCAAAUGUAUUCGAGGACUGUCGAACUUUAAUUGAAGCUGAGCAAAAUGAUUUACUCAAAAGUAUGCGAGAACUACCCCGUAAUGCAAUUAUUAGAAAGAUAAACGAAAUCGUUAAAAGAGCCAGAUUAGCAAAGGUGCAUGCUUAUAUUAUUGGGCAUUUAAAAAAAGAAAUGCCAGCAAUGUUUCGUAAACAAUCCAAACAGAAUGAACUUAUUAAUAGAUUAGAUAAAGAAUUUAUAACAAUAAUGCAGCGUCAUCAAUUAGCGCCAGGAGAUUUUCCAAACGUGGAAAGAUUUAAACAAGGUUUAAGACUCCACAAAUUUGAAAAUUUUCAUAGUCUUAAGCCAAAUAUAUUGGAAAGAGCAGAAGAUGCGCUUGCUAAUGACCUGCCAAAAUUAAUGGCUAAAUUUCCUCAAGGAAAUAGAGCAUUAUUACCUGGCGAGCGCAAUCCUUUUGAAGGUUCUGAACCAAGUUAUCUUGAUUCAGAGCUUCCUCCCAGUUAUUGGGAAUUUUCUUCAGUUGAUAAAGCUUCCGUUAUGCCGCAAUUCAAUUCUUUGCAUCCUGUUGACGGAAAAGUUUCCGGUGCUUCUGUCAGACCUGUUUUGAUGGAAACAGGUUUAUCAAAUGAUAUACUUAAAAAAGUUUGGAAUUUGGCUGAUUGGGAUAAUGAUGGAUAUAUGGAUGCAGAUCAAUUUGCUGUAGCUAUGCAUCUUUGUAAAGGUGUUUUAUCUGGUGGUGAAUUACCAGACGAAUUACCAAAAUCAAUGGUUCCUAAUAGGAAGGUUUAAAUAUUCAAAAAAUUAAAAUUAGAAUAAUUAGAAUAAUUUAAGAUAAACUAGUAAUCAACUACUAUUUCAAUAGAUUAUCCUUUAAUUGACUUUAGGUUAUAAAUUCAUCUUUAUUUUUAUUCCAUAUUUCUUAUAUCAUAUUACAGUCAGACCUCCAUAAUUGCACACCCCUUGGGACCAUAUGCAUAAUUUUCAAAAUAGUGCAUUUAAAGAGUGUGUGCAUUUAUAGAGGUAAAAUAAUUAGAGAUCAUAUAAGCUUGGGACCGAACCAGAGGGUGUAUUUAGAGAGGGUAUACAUAGUGGUGCAAUUAUGGAGAGUGCAAUUAUAGAGGUCUGACUGUACUCAUUUUUUAUUUAAUCACUUUUAUGUUUUUUACAAACCCAAAAACUUAAUUUUGUUUAAAAUAAAAAAAAUAAAUAUUUUUUGAAUUUUUUAUUACAAGUAUUAAAAAUUUUUUAUAUGAUACUUAAAAAUAAUUGCAAAAUUUAGUUA